GGUGGCACGGCCGGGCAGAGGAUUCCCGUCCACAACCGAUGGAAAGAUGCCCGGCAGUGGCCGGGGCGCAGCGGGAGCCACAAGCCGAGAACGACGUCUGCCGGGCUGGCAGCCGCUCUGCCUGGACAUGAGGACCUCGCUCGCAGCCCGGGGCUGAGCCCCCGCCGCGGCGCCGCCAUGGUGCUCCCCUACGCCCGCAACAGCGGCGGCGCCGGCGGCUGGCCGCCCCCCGAGGAGCCCCGCGGCCGCAGCAACUCCAUCCCCCCGGCGCAGACCCCCACGGCCAAGCACAUGCUGGCCUACCUGCCCCGGCCGCCCACCGACACCAGCCGCUACGGCACCUUCCCGCAGAAGCCCGACCUCCCGCCCGCCCCCGGGGCUCUGCUGGAGGACGGCGGGCAGAAAGCCGCCGCCACCGCUGCCAAGAGCGGCGCCCCGAUGCCAAACUACCCAUCCGCACCCCGUCACAGCGGCUUUGUCCCCGGCGAGCCGUCCCUGCCGCCGAGCCGCGGGAGCCUGACCACCCAGCACCACCGUGGCCGGCCGUCCUGGUGCCCAGCGCCCGCCCCACAAGAGGCAGGCGCCCGCUUCUAUCCGCUGCACGCCCUGAGCGUGGCCAACAUCCCCAACUCGUCCCGCGGCAAGAGCUCCGCCCGCAGCUCCACCAUCCCCACCCCGGAGGGGCUGCAGAGCCGGCGCUGCAAGCUGCUGGAGGAGGACAGCCCCAUGGCCCAGGCGGGCAAGCGGCAGCGGCAGCGCUACGUGACAAAAAUGGGCAAGUGCCAGGUGAACCUGGGCAACAUCCAGGACAAGAAGAGGUUCCUCUCAGACAUCUUCACCACCAUCGUGGACCUCAAGUACCGCUGGUUCCUCUUCGUCUUCAUGAUGUGCUACAUCAUCACCUGGUUGGUGUUCGGCUUCAUCUACUUCCUGGACGCCUGGGUGCGCGGGGACGUGGGGCACCGGGGCGAUCCCGAGUGGCGGGCGUGCAUCGAGAACGUGGACGGCUUCGUGUCCGCCUUGCUCCUCUCGGUGGAAAGCCAGCGCACCAUCGGCUACGGCACGCGGAUGGUGACGGCCAACUGCGCCGAGGGCGUCAUCCUGCUGAUGGCACAGUCCAUCGUGGGCUCCAUGAUCGACGCCAUGAUGGUCGGCUGCAUGUUCGUCAAGAUCUCCCGGCCCAAGAAGCGUGCCCAGACCCUCAUCUUCAGCAAGAACUGCGUCAUCUCCCUCCGGGACGAGAAGCUCUGCCUGAUGUUCCGCGUGGGGGACCUGCGGGAAAGCCACAUGGUGGAUGCCAAGAUCCGGGCAAAGCUGAUCAAGUCCCGCCAGACGGCCGAGGGGGAGUUCAUCCCCCUGGAGCAGUCGGAACUGAACCUGGGCUAUGACACGGGGGAGGACCGUCUGUUCCUGGUGGAGCCCCAGAUCAUCUGCCACGUCAUCAACCGUCACAGCCCUUUCUGGGACAUGUCGGCCGAGUCGCUGCGCCGGGAGCAGUUUGAAAUCAUCAUCAUCCUCGAGGGCAUCGUGGAAGCCACAGGAAUGACGUGCCAAGCCCGCACCUCCUACACGGAGGACGAGAUCCUCUGGGGAUACCGCUUCGAGCCCUGCAUGUCCCUGGAGAAAGGCGCCUUCCAGGUGGACUACAGCCGCUUCGAGAUGACCUUCGAGGUGCAGACGCCAGCGGCCAGCGCCAGGGAGCUGCACGAGCUGAAGGAGCUGGAGCAGCAGGAGCACUCCACGCUCAGCCUCUACUGGGACCACCUGCUGCAGCCCUGCGCGCUGCCGGGGCCCGGCGAGGACGCGCUGCCGGCGAUGAGCGUCCCUGGCAGCGCGGCUGAGGGCGGCCGGGACGAGCCCCCGCAGCGGGAAUGCCCUGCCUGAGCCGCCCCGGUGCCCCCGCCAACAGUGCCAUAGCCCGCCCUGCUCGGGGGCGAGCCCCGGCCCCGCUCCCCCAGCUGCAGCCGCAGGGCGCUCUUUUGAUAAGUUGCUCUUUUGUAACGAGGAAGAGGAGGCAGUGGGCGAGUAAAGGCUGUUCGUGACAAAACCACCCCGCCGUCGGCCGCGUUCAUUCUGGGGGAGCCCAGGGGGGGCUGGGCACAGAAGAGGCAGAGCCCGGAGCCCCCCGGUGCCAGGGGCUCAGUCCCGCACCACCGCACGGACCCCGACAUAGCCCCGUGCCCCCCAACACCCCAAAGUGCCCCCACUCCCUGUGUGACAGGGCGCCCCAGGACUCCCCCAGCAGGGAAGCGUUGCGCUGAGCUGGUGCUGGAGAGGCAGGGCACGGUGUGGGAGAAUUGGAUUAAUAUUGCUACAGGAAUGGCAGCACUGGGGUCACCGGCAGCACUUGGCAGGGCAGAGCCCGGGCCUGAGCCACGGGCCCGGACUGAAAAAAACAUCAAUAAAAUCUGUGUGUGCAGGGUCUGGCUGGGCGAGGAGCCUGCCUGUAGUCCCCAGUCAGCUUUGCCUGGGGGGUUGCAGAAUAACCCCUUGGAUUCAACCCCUUUUGUCCACCUUUGCUUUUCCUCUACCAGCUGGCCUUUGCAUCUCCCCAGAGUCUUGGGCAGGGUAUUUUCUGACCUCACCUCAAGCCUGUGGUGCCCAGAAGGGUGCGAGGGCAGGGAUGGGGCCAAGGUCAGCGCAGCACAGAAGGGUGCAGGGGGUGUAACACAAACAUGCACAUCGGCGUCCCUACCCACACUCCUGCUGCCCCCCAUCCCCUGCAAACGUGGAACUCCCUGCACUAGAAAAAGGUACAAAACAAAAAAGGGCUGCGAACAAGUGUUUGUAGGUGCAAAGUU
Motacilla alba alba is the source of this 2801-nucleotide messenger RNA. RefSeq names its product G protein-activated inward rectifier potassium channel 4-like. NCBI's taxonomy places the organism in Eukaryota, Metazoa, Chordata, Aves, Passeriformes, Motacillidae. The transcript has 4 exons. Gene Ontology annotation, biological process: regulation of monoatomic ion transmembrane transport; potassium ion import across plasma membrane. Gene Ontology annotation, cellular component: plasma membrane. The record is from RefSeq and is a predicted model, not a curated record. Bases 178 to 1884 code for a protein of 568 amino acids. Gene Ontology annotation, molecular function: inward rectifier potassium channel activity.